Messenger RNA from Drosophila elegans, 6290 nucleotides. It is a transcript of the gene asp, whose product is annotated as protein abnormal spindle. Gene Ontology annotation, molecular function: protein binding. Gene Ontology annotation, biological process: mitotic cell cycle; spindle organization; establishment of meiotic spindle localization. Bases 196 to 6048 code for a protein of 1950 amino acids. Lineage: Eukaryota; Metazoa; Arthropoda; Insecta; Diptera; Drosophilidae. Gene Ontology annotation, cellular component: spindle pole. The transcript is spliced from 6 exons. The record is from RefSeq and is a predicted model, not a curated record.
CAAACAUUCAAAUAACGGCGUCGCUUCAUGUUAAUUCGAACCCUGAAAAUUGCUGGAGACGCGCUAAUUUGUUUAAUCGCUGUUUGUUAAUUGUGUUAAGUGUUUAGUUAGUCGCUGUGUUGAUGGGCCACUGAGUUUGCUGCGUGCCCGAUUUUGUUUAGUACAAGUGUUUUCUGUUUUUGCCCAGCGGUCGCAAUGAGCGCCUUUGAGAUCACAGUGACGCCAUCGCGUCUCAAGCAAAAGAAGCGCGCCGAAGGACGCGAGCCCGCCCUGGUGGUCAUGGCUCCCUUCUCCGCCAAGGCCAUUGUGCAGUUCGAGGACGUGCCGGUAACCAAGACAGCCCGACGCCAGGUGCGCGUCCUCAAUCCCAGCGACGAGGACAUCGAGGUCAAGGUAAUGAAGGCCAUUCGGGAGGAGCACAAUCUAAACCUGGAGUGGAUGAAGCACAGGGUGCCCGCCCGGGAUGAGGUUUCCAUGGAGCUGGUGUGGAGCCCCCAAAUCGAGGUGGCCUGCAAGGAAACGCUGCAGCUCAUAGACAAUCGUAACUUUCGGAAGGAGGUGAUGAUCAUACUCAAGUCCAAGAGCAACCAGCCGGUCAAGAACACUCGCAAAUUUCCCACCGUCGGCAAGACCCUGCAGCUGAAAUCGCCGACAGGCUCUGCGAAAACAAUGAAGGGCAUGCUGACCGCUGCCAUGCAGCAAAAGAAGCGUCUGUCCACUGCAGCAGCACCUUCUGCCUCCGCCAAGCAGUCCUGGCGAGUUUCCGCUUCCGCACGUUCUGCGCCCCGUCCAAAUCCUCCUCCUGCCCAGGCUCCUCUGGCCGAAAAGAAUGUGUAUAAGCAGGAAGAGGAGCCUGUUUACAUAUCGCCACAGCCGCGCAGCCUCAAGGAGAACCUCAGUCCGAUGACACCGGGUAAUCUACUCGAUGUGAUAGACAACCUACGGUUCACACCUCUCACAGAUAUAAGGGGCAAGGGAUCAGCUGUUAUUUUGCCGGACAAUUUGGCGGCCUGGCCCACUCCCACGCUGGGAGGCAAUGCAAAACUAAGUGCCAACGAGAUGCGACCACGUAGGAUCACUGAUGAUGAUCUAGAGGAUCCGCCAGCAAUUAACAAAACCUUUGACGUGAAGCAUUCAGAGACCAUAAACAUUUCCCUGGACACUUUGGACUGCUCUCAGGUGCAGACUCCGCUACACAAAACCACCACGCAAACAAGAGCUUUGGCCUGCAUUCGCGAGGAGGAGGGACCACCCAGUCCACCCAGAACGACAAGUAAAGGCGUCCUAAAGGAUCUUAAAAGGGACAUCAAGCUGGUGGGCUCACCACUACGCAAAUAUUCCGAGUCCAUGAAGGAUUUGUCGCUGCUGUCGCCGCAAACAAAGUACGCCAUCCAGGGCUCUAUGCCCAAUCUAAAUGAAAUGAAGAUACGUUCGAUAGAACAGAAUCGCUACUACCAGGAGCAACAGAACCAGAUGGCAAAGGACAAGGACUUGAAUAGCUCCUGCAGCAGCGAGACCAGUUUGCUGGGUCAGCAGGAGUUUCUUCUGUUCAAUCAAAAUGAGAUACUCGCCCAGUCCAGUCGCUUUAAUCUGCACGAAGUGGGCCGCAAAUCGCUCAAUCCGAACGCCAAUCCCCAGAAGCGUCGCUCCCAUGAGCUGAGUUUCUCGGAUGCACCGAGCAAUGAAUCCCUGCACCGCAACGAGACUAUAGCCAUCUCGCCGCCCAAGAAGCAACGCGUGGAGGACACCCCUCUGAUGUCGAGGAGUGCGGCGCCUGCCAACGCCUCCGCCCGCAGCAGUAGUGCCCACACCUGGAGCGCCUUCACCCAGUCCAAGAAGUUCAAGCUGGCGCAGACCAUGUCGCUGAUGAAGAAGACCACCACGCCGCGAAAGGUCAGGGAUGCGGGAGUGCAAGCGCCCGUCAAGCUCUACGACUCCGAGCUGUAUAUGCAGACGUAUAUCAACCCUGAUCCCUUUGCGGCCACCACCACCAUGGAUCCCUUCCUGGCCUCCACGAUGUAUCUGGACGAACAGGCUGUGGAGCGGCAUCAGACAGACUUUAAGAAGUGGCUGAAUGCCCUGGUCUCCAUACCCGCCGACCUGGAUGCGGACCUGAAUAGCAAAAUAGACGUGGGCAAGCUGUUCAACGAGGUGCGCAACAAGGAGCUGGUGGUGGCCCAGACCAAGGAGGAGCAGUCCAUGAACUACCUGACGAAGUACCGUCUGGAGACGCUGCGCAAGGCAGCCGUGGAGCUGUUCUUCAGCGAGCAGAUGCGUCUGCCCUGCUCCAAAGUGGCCGUGUAUGUCAACAAGCAGGCUCUGCGCAUCCGCAGCGAUCGCAAUCUCCACUUGGAUGUGGUCAUGCAGCGCACCAUCCUGGAGCUGCUGCUCUGCUUCAAUCCCCUCUGGCUGCGCCUGGGACUGGAGGUGGUCUUCGGAGAGAAGAUCCAAAUGCAGUCCAACCGAGACAUCGUGGGCCUCAGCACCUUUAUUCUCAAUCGCUUGUUCCGGAACAAGUUCGAGGAGCAGAGGUACAGCAAGGCCUACACCCUGACCGAGGAGUAUGCGGAGACCAUCAAGAAGCACUCGCUGCAGAAGAUCCUCUUCCUGCUGCUCUUCCUCGACCAGGCCAAGCAGAAGCGCAUUGUCAAGCACAACCCGUGUCUGUUUGUGAAGAAGUCGCCGCACAAGGAGACCAAGGACAUCCUCCUACGCUUCUCCUCGGAGCUGCUGGCGAACAUUGGCGACAUCACGAGGGAGUUGCGGCGCUUGGGCUACGUUCUCCAACAUCGGCAGACUUUCCUGGACGAGUUCGACUAUGCCUUUAAUAACCUAGCAGUGGAUUUGAGGGAUGGUGUGAGGUUGACCCGGGUCAUGGAGGUCAUUCUACUGCGCGAUGACCUCACCCGGCAGUUGAGGGUCCCAGCCAUUUCCCGCCUUCAGAGGAUCUUCAAUGUAAAGCUGGCUCUGGGUGCCCUUGGCGAGGCCAAAUUCCAGCUGGGCGGCGACAUCUCCGCCCCGGACAUCGUGGACGGGCAUCGCGAGAAGACGCUUUCGUUGCUCUGGCAGAUCAUCUACAAGUUCCGCUCGCCCAAGUUCCAUGCGGCGGCCGCAGUGCUACAGAAAUGGUGGCGUCGCCGCUGGCUUUACGUGGUCAUUCAGCGGCGCAUUCGCCACAAGGAGCUAAUGCGUAGACAUCGAGCUGCUACAGUCAUUCAGGCCGUGUUCCGUGGCCACCAGAUGAGGAAAUAUGCCAAGUUGUUCAGGGCAGAGCGCACACAGGCUGCCAUCAUCCUGCAGAAAUUCACACGUCGCUAUUUGGCGCAGAAGCAGUUGUACCAGAGCUAUCACAGCAUCAUCACCAUUCAGCGUUGGUGGAGGGCCAUUCAAGUGGCUAGGCAAUGCCGUCGACGGUUCCUGGAGCUCCGACAAGCAGCCAUCUUCCUGCAGCGCAUCUGGCGACGUCGUCUGUUCGCCAAGAAGCUUUUGGCGGCGGCGGCCGCAGCUCGACUACAGCGAUCCCAAAAGCAACAGGCAGCCGCCAGCUACAUUCAAAUGCAAUGGCGUAGCCAUCAAGCGGGCAAAAUGCAGCGGAAGCAGUUCCUGCGCCAAAGGGAACUCAUCGUCUUGGUGCAGCGCCGAAUAAGGAGCAAGUGGGAAAUGAUGAAGCAGCGCAAGGAGUUUAUACAGCUUAAACAUUCAGCCAUCAAGAUCCAGCAACGCUGGCGGGCACAGCUCUUGAAGAGAAAGCAUCGGUCUGACUUUUUGGCACUACGCGCCAGCGCUCUUAAACUCCAGGCUCACAGAAGAGCCACAAUUAGGAUGAGAAUUGAACGCCGUAACUACCAAUCACUGCGUAAGAGUGUUAUCUGUUUGCAGCAGCGCUUGAGAGGCAACUGGAAAAUGCGUGAGGAUAGGAAAAAGUAUCUGCAGCUCCGCCACUCCACCGUACUCAUCCAAAGACGCUACCGUUUGCUGCAGCAGAUGAUUAAGGAUCGGCAGGCCUACCUAAAAGCCCGCCAGUGCAUUCUGAAUGUUCAGAGCCGCUGGCGAGCCACCCUGCAGAUGCGGCGCGAAAAGAAUAACUAUCUCCGGCUGCAAGCCACCACCGGAUUCAUCCAAACCAAAUACCGUGCCAAGCGGGAAAUGCGCAAGCAGCGAGCCGAGUACCUCCAGCUGAGAAAGGCGGCUUUGGUGGUCCAGCAACGCCGACGGGCUUUGAUGGAAAUGCGAACGCAGCGGCAGGAAUAUCUAACACUACGCGAAAUGACCAUAAAGCUGCAGCGCAGAUUCCACGCCCACAAGUCAAUGAGGUUCAUGCGAGCCAAGUACCGCGGGACUCAGGCUGCUGUGAGCUGCCUGCAGAUGCAUUGGCGUGGGCAUUUGCUCAGGAAGAGGGAGAGGAGCAGAUUCCUCGCUCUCCGCCAGGCAGCUGUAACUGUGCAAAGGCAUUACAGAGCUCGAUUGGCCAUGAUCAGGGAAUUUAAGAACUAUAACCAGUUGAAGCAGGCAGCCAUUACCAUUCAGAGACGCUAUCGAGCCAAGAAAGAGAUGCAAAAGCAGGUUGUUCUAUACCAAAAUCAAAGGGAAGCCAUCGUCAAAGUGCAGCAAAGAUUCCGCGGCAAGCUGGAAACGAGGAGGCAAAUGGGUGCCUUCCAAACGCAACGCCAGGCUGCCAUCCAUUUGCAGAAGUGGUGGCGAAGUGUGCGCGAAACGCGACUCCUCAAGGAGGGCUAUCGCAGGAUUCGACUCAGUUCCCUGAGCAUUCAGCGGAAAUGGCGGGCCACAUUGCAGGCUCGUCGACAGCGGCAAGUCUUCCUGGACUCCAUCCGCAAGGUGCGACUCUUGCAGACAUUCAUCAGAGGUACGCUGCAGAUGCGGCAACAGCGCCUGGAAUUUGAGAUGAAGCGGAGGGCAGCUUUGGUCAUGCAGCGUCGGUUCCGUGCCCGCCAGGCCAUGCUGAAAGCACGACAGGAUUACCUGCUAAUCCGGUCCUCUGUGAUCCUGGUGCAGCGCAGAUUGCGGGCCAAUUGGAGGAUGAAACAGGAGCGUCAAGAGUUUGUACAACUGCGUACUCUGGCCAUCCAUUUGCAGCAGAAGUUCCGAGGCAAAAGGCUGAUGAUGGAGCAACGUGAUCGCUUCCUGCUCCUCCGUCGCUCUACUCCGCAUUUCCAGGCCCGUGCCCGUGGCUACAUGGCCCGCAAACGCUUCCAGGCCCUGAUGACGCCCGAGAUGAUGCAACUAAUCCGCCAGAAACGCGCCGCCAAGGUGAUCCAGCGCUACUGGCGUGGCUAUCAAACGCGUCGCCGCCAGCGGCACCAAGGUCUUCUGGCCAUCAGGAAGCGUAUUAUCCAACUCCGCGCGGAGGCUACGGCCGUCAACUCUGUGCGCUGCAAAGUCCAGGAGGCAGUGCGCUUCCUUCGGGGACGCUUCAUUGCCUCCGAUGCCCUGGCUGUGCUAAAUAGAUUGGAUCGUCUUUCGCGCACUGUGCCACAUCUGCUGAUGUGGUGCUCGGAGUUCAUGUCCACGUUUUGCUAUGGCAUCAUGGCGCAGGCCAUUCGCUCGGAGGUGGACAAGCAGCUCAUCGAACGCUGCAGCCGGAUCAUCCUGAAUUUGGCCCGCUACAACAGCACCACGGUUAACACGUUCCAGGAGGGCGGUCUGGUGACCAUUGCCCAGAUGCUGUUGCGCUGGUGCGAUAAGGACAGCGAGAUAUUCAACACACUGUGCACUCUCAUUUGGGUAUUUGCCCACUGUCCAAAGAAGCGAAAGAUCAUUCAUGACUUUAUGACCAAUUCUGAGGCCAUCUACAUGGUGCGCGAGACUAAGAAACUGGUGGCCCGCAAAGAGAAGAUGAAGCAGAACGCCCGGAAGCCUCCGUCCACCUCAACCGGACGUCAUCAGACCCAAAAGAUGGUCUUCACGCCGAGUGCCCUGCCCAGUUUGGAGCCGGACUUCGGCAUCAUCCGCUACAGUCCCUACACUUUCGUGUCCUCCGUCUUCGCAUUCGACACAAUCCUGUGCAAGCUAGAGAUCGACAUGUUCUAGUUCUAGUUAGAUUCAUCGCUAAAUGUUAAAUGUUUGAAACGUUUCUGUGUUGUGUGUUUAAACUAUUAAGAUAAAUUGUUAGACCAGGCUAGUUUUACGAAGACAAUCGAAUAUAUAGUAAGUAAGUGACUCACGAUGUAAAAUAAGAGCUUAACUAUAUGCUGUAACUGAUAGUUUAGUAACAAAAGGAAUAUUAUUGUUUUUACCCGAAAUCACAAAAUAAAGAAGAUAUUUCAAAGUCA